Messenger RNA from Pistacia vera, 553 nucleotides. RefSeq names its product receptor-like cytoplasmic kinase 1. The coding region runs from base 164 to 553 and encodes 129 amino acids. The record is from RefSeq and is a predicted model, not a curated record. Lineage: Eukaryota; Viridiplantae; Streptophyta; Magnoliopsida; Sapindales; Anacardiaceae. The transcript has 4 exons.
CCGACUUAGGGUUGUUGACUAACGAAAAGUCAUUUUCCUUUUCUCCUUUUUCUCAGCGAUUAGCGACUUAGGGUUGGCGAGUGGCGGCUUACGGUUGGUGACUGGCAAGAGAAGAGAUUGUGUGGAGAAAAAUCUAGGGUUUCUUUGAAAUUGUAGAACUAUAAUGAGGAUUAUCACUACCUGCGGAUUUAGAUACACUAUGAUAGGACAGAUGAGUGCAAAGAGUGAUGUUUAUAGCUUUGGAAUUGUCCUACUGGAACUCUUAACUGGGCGGAAGCUUGUUGAUCAUACUCUGUCGCGUGAGCAGCAGAGCCUUGUGACAUGGGCAACUCCAAAACUUAGUGAAGAUAAGGUGAAGCAAUUCGUUGACUCUAAGUUAAAUGGAGAACAGCCUCCUAAGGUAGUUGCAAAGUGCAAAAAUGUAUGGGCCUGGGCUAUUGGCCCAAAUAAUGAAGAAUUGAGCCCAGUAUCUUCACCGCCAAAAUCAGAUUACGAACAAAUAACCGCAACAAUUCUCCUUCCACGCGUUACAAUUGGACUCGGAUUUCUUUGA